Messenger RNA from Knipowitschia caucasica, 1449 nucleotides. NCBI's taxonomy places the organism in Eukaryota, Metazoa, Chordata, Actinopteri, Gobiiformes, Gobiidae. The record is from the annotation of a GenBank genome assembly.
AUGGCUCCUAAAGAGCUGGAUGGAGGCUGGGGAUGGGUCAUCGUGGCAGCUUCUUUCAUGGCGCAGCUCCUGGCCUACGGGUCACCGCAGUCCGUGGGGGUGUUGUACCCCGAGUGGCUCCACACCUUCCAGGAGGGCAAGGGCAUGACUGCAUGGGUGGGCUCCAUGGUAGCAGGAGUGGGACUUAUUGCCAGCCCAGUCUGCAGUGUUUGUGUGGAGAACUUUGGAGCCCGUCCAGUGACUGUGUUCAGUGGUGUGAUGGUGGCCGGAGGACUGAUGCUGAGCGCAUUCGCUCCCAAUGUCCAAUUUCUUAUAUUUUCAUACGGCAUUGUUGUAGGCCUGGGCUGUGGUCUGGUCUAUGCUGCUACAUUAACAAUCACAUGUCAGUAUUUCGACAAGAGGCGUGGCCUGGCGCUCGGCAUUGUCACCACAGGGACCAGUGUCGGUGCAUUCAUUUAUGCCACUGCACAAAAUGAGUUGAUGGUGCUGUUUGGUUUGGAUGGCUGCCUGCUCAUCAUCGGUGCCGUUGCUCUGAACCUCAUGGCUUGUGCAGGCUUCAUGAGGCCGCUCAACAUGCCCGGCUACUACCUCAAACAGAAGGCAGCACUGGAGCGCAACAGUGGGGAGCAACUUUUGGAGAAGUCUCCUCUGGAGGAUAUGAAAAUCAUGACUGGUUCCUCCACAACCACCACACCGACAGUGAAGGAGCUGCUCAUAUCCAUAGACUCGAAGGACUUAAAUGCCCAAACAGAGACAAAGAAAGGCUCUUGCCUCUCAGGCGUGGUUAUAAUGACAAUAAUUAAAAAGAAGCAACAGGCGUACUCUAAGUAUAUUUACUCCAUGUAUGAAAUACUACAGGACCAAGCCAUGGUGGCCUUUUGUAUUGCAUUAUUCCUAUUCAGUCUUGGGGCAUUUCCACCUGUGAUGUUUAUCGAAGAUGUUGCCCAAAGUCAGGGACUGAUUGAAGAAGUUAGUCUCAUUCCCCUGGUUUCAAUAGGGGCUAUUGCCACCUGUGUGGGUAAACUAGUGUUAGGAAUGCUGGUUGACUUCAAAUGGAUCAACAGCAUCUAUCUGUAUGGCUUCACCAUGUUUGCUGGAGGAUUUAUACUGUUCCUCAUCCCCAUCACAAAGAGUUAUCUGGGCCUGCAGAUACUCAUUGCAGUGCUUGGCUUCUUCUCUGGAAACUGGUCCCUCACCUCCUACAUUACCACUAAAAUCGUGGGCUUGGACAGACUGACACAAGCUCAUGGCAUCCUCAUGUCUUUUGGUGGCUUUGGGAUCAUGCUGGGACCCCCUGUUGUAGGUUGGUUUUUUGACUGGACACAGUCCUAUGAUUUGGCAUUUUAUUUCUGUGGAACCUGUGUGAUCCUUGGUGCCUUUAUUUUAUUUAUUCUCACCCUUCCCUGCUGGAACAGGAAAAAUGUUGAGAAAGCCAAGCCCGAGAUUUAG